GGGGGCGCUUGGUUAAUAUACUACCAUCACUUUUAUGUGACGCUCUGUUUUACAUCAACAAAGUGUCGCUCUCAACACAGCAUUGUUUGUAGUUUAGUUUACGACCGAGUGCUAUCCUCAUAAACUCAUAUCUCAUUUAGUCAAUAUUUAGUGUUCUGGUUUUGGCUCCAUAACGUUAAGAUCUCUAAAGAAGAAUGACGGCUACCGUCCUGCAGGUCGGAGCCGGCGUGGUCGUCCUCGCCAUCGUCUGCAUCGCGGCGCUGGUGGUGUCGAUAAUGCUGCUGAGAGCUGAGGGAUCCGCCAAGUUAGGAGUCAUCCCCGUUUUCCUCCUGGCUCUCACCAUCAUUUUGGUGCUGGUGUUUUUCCCUCGAAGCCCCGAGACGCCUCCUCCUUUUAAAGAGCAAGAGAUAACAGACACACUGUUCAUCGGCCGCUAUGUGCUUCUGGCUGUGGCCAGCGUGGCGUUCGUGGUGGCACUCUUCAUGCUGCUCCCCAUGCAUUUCCUGGAGCCGGUGUAUGCCAAAGACUUGAGAAGCCAGUGAACUGUUCAUCAUCCUCCUCAUCAUCAUCAGAGGUGGAACCAUGGACGAACCAUCUCAUGAACAGGGCUGGUGUGACGGGCUCAGAUGGAGAGUUGGUGCUCUUGUCUGAUUUGUCUGAUUCAUUCUAAUUGUUUUCGUACAAGCAGCACAUGACGCACAUU
Cololabis saira (Pacific saury) is the source of this 703-nucleotide messenger RNA. RefSeq names its product transmembrane protein 218 (gene tmem218). The record is from RefSeq and is a predicted model, not a curated record. The coding region runs from base 195 to 542 and encodes 115 amino acids. The transcript is spliced from 3 exons. Lineage: Eukaryota; Metazoa; Chordata; Actinopteri; Beloniformes; Belonidae.